Molecule: messenger RNA, 2391 nt
Organism: Harmonia axyridis
Lineage: Eukaryota; Metazoa; Arthropoda; Insecta; Coleoptera; Coccinellidae
Product: DNA fragmentation factor subunit alpha-like
Exons: 1
Coding region: 178-729 (183 amino acids)
Biological process (GO): apoptotic process; regulation of apoptotic process
Source: RefSeq, a predicted model, not a curated record
UGGAAUUACGCCCAUUUCGAAAUAUUUAAUCUUAACCUCAAAACAGGGUGUGAAUGCUGGUGGGUGGAUGGUUUUAUAAGAAAGACAAUAACAACAAUACUAUAGCAUUUUCAUCAAAGCAACUCGUUCGAGUAAGUGUCAAUUUAACCCCAAAUCGAUUUCUCGUAUUUGAAAACUAUGGAUACUAACAAUCAAGGCGGUAAACCAUUCAAAAUCACGAACAGCUCCAGAGACCCAAGAAAGGGUGUUGUUGCCUUGUCACUGGAAGAUCUUUGCUCAAAAGUAAAUGAAAAGCUCAAUGUUGAGGGUGAAAUUACUAUUGUAUUGGAGUCGGACGGUACAGAGAUUGACGAUGAAGAAUAUUUUGCUACAUUAGAGCCGCAUACAAGUCUUAUGAUUUUGACAAAGGACGAAAAAUGGUCUCCUGUUUCCAUUCCGUUUAAUAUAAGCGUCGAUCAACUGGAUAAUGCUAAAGGAGGCAAUGAGCUGGUUGGUCUAGUUGGCAAAUUGAAGCAUAACCUAUGCAAUGUUUCUCUACUUGGAGGUGCAGAAUUAGAAAUGCUGUCUGAUAUGGAUCCAGAUUCAAUCACUGAUAUUACUUUCCCUGAUAAAAUAUUUCUCGAACAACUGAAAGAGGCGUCUGGUAGGUUUUUAUCAGAAAAAAGACAAGCUAAAGAUGCCAUGGAUCUGCUAAGGCUAUACAAUGAGAAGCAUGGAGAAACUGGAUAAGAUGAAGUUUGAAAUAUGAAGGUUAAUGACCCCUCUUUAAGUUAUUGAUCAGUUGAUAAUUUUGUUAUUCACUGAUAGAACCUCCAGUAUGAAAAAAAUACUACCUACUAUUAUUUCUUAUUGGAAAACUGGCAUUUGUCAUUUGAAUGAGGUUCUUAAGUGAAGAACCAAGUAAUGGUAAUUUGUCAUUCAGUUUUAUUCAUUACUUGAGGAAAACCCAUAAAUUAAAAGUAUAAGUUGAAAACUUAGGAAUUGACACCAUCAAUAAUGUUACUUUUAUACUAGCAUUGCAAUUUCCUUUUAACAAAAUGCCUAUUAAGUUAUUACUUACAAAUGAGUUUCCUUUCAAUGAAGCAUUCAAUUUUGGGUAACCCAAUUUUGUACAAACAUAAACUUGAUAAGGUGAUAAGUAAUAAUCGGAUGCAGAAAGUAAAACAGUCAAUAUCAAGUUUUUAUGACUUUAAACAGAACUUAUCACAUCUCUAGAAUAGCCAUUUGAUUGUCUAUCUACCUAGAAAUAGUGCAUCUAGCAAAGUUUGAUAUGAAGUUUUUAUAGAUCUUUUAUUGAAGCUUACAUUUCGAAGGCUAUAAUGAAGAAAAAUAACACUUUUACCAGUGUAAUCAAAAUGUUUUGAAUGUCUUACGAAGAUCAAAACAAACCGGUUAAGAGCCAAAUAUGCCAAGUAUAAUAACUCGACUGAAUUAUGGGACAGGAGCCGUUCAAAAAUGAUGCAUUAUUAGACAUAGGAACAUAAUGCAAAUGACUGAUUUUUUAGUGUAAAUUUUUUAGGUGAUAAUUAGGGAAACUUGUCAUCUCUCAAAAUGUUUUACUAUGAAUUUUUCCACUUUAAGACAUACCCAUCAACUUAUAUUAAUGUUCACAUAAUAACAUCAUACAUUCGUAUGUUUUGCACAAAUAUAUCAAUUUAUAGUAGACAAAAAGGAUGUAAUGGAAAAGAUUUCUCAACAUUUAUUUUGAAAACGUUCAUUACUCAUUUUUAUAAUGUGUUAGGUUCGAUAUUACCUUUUUUUUACCUGGAUCAUUUUCUGUAAUCAAUAAGGUAUCAAAACUUCCAACAUGUGAAAUUAGAAGGCUGUACUCUUUUAGUUUUUGAUUGCAAAAUAGUAUCGGCAGAGGUCCUGCAAACUAAUUGUUGAUAAUACGUAUUUUUAAAUGGAUCAGUUCUAUGAAAAUUUCAAUUCAGUCUAAUUUUCUAAGAGUAAAGACUACCAAUUUUGUGUAUUUACGAACAUUUAUUUUGAAUAUCAUUAAUAUCGUUAUUCCAAUGAAAAAAUGUUGAAAGCUUGAUACCUUUAUGAAUCUCAUUGAACUCAGUUCAUCAUCAAUUUUGAGUAAAAUAUGAUUGACCUGACUCCCUCGUGGGUCUAUAAGUGUCUUCGGAAUAUCAACCAAGUUUCCACUGCCACUUAAUUUAUAAGAAAAUCAUAUUUCGAAUAUUGGGAAGUUACAUGGAAAAUGAUGAGAUUUCGAAUCUUCUGAUGUAAAGGAUGAACCCUUUCGCUUUAUAGAUGUGAAUUGUAACUUUCGUGACAACAACCCUAAACGUAACAUAAAUUCCUCAAGGUUUAUAUUUCUGUAGUAACAAGAGCAAACCCUUGUACCGAAAUUUUAUAAUCUUUUUAAUACAACAUUAUUACCUA